CAAUCUGGUUCUAGGAUGCGGUUGGGGCUCGCCGGGAGAGGUCGCGGGGCACGGGCGGGUCCCGCUCUCGCAGCGCUGCCGGGGCCGGUUCGUCCCGUCCCGGGGUUGUAUAAGAAAGGCAAAAUCCCUCAUUUGAUAUGAAGAAAAGCAGAGGUCGGACAGGUCGAAGGAGAAGAAGAAAACACUCAAAGAGAUUUAUGGAUGGAGUCAACUGCAGUCACAAACUGGAAUACAUUAAACUUAAGAAGUGGCUGAAAGAGAGAGGAUUUGAAGACAAUAACCUAAGGCCAGCAGAGUUCUGGGGGACAGGAAGAGGAUUGAUGACAACAAAAGCUCUUCAGGCAGGAGAUCUGAUUAUUGCCUUGCCUGAGAAGUGUUUGCUCACCACGGGCACCGUCCUCAGCAGCUGCUUGGGAGGAUACAUUGUGAAAUGGAAGCCCCCUGUGUCUCCUUUGCUGGCACUGUGCACGUUUUUGAUAGCAGAGAAACAUGCUGGGGAGAAAUCUCCAUGGAAGCCCUACCUGGAUGUUCUACCCAAGACUUACACUUGCUCUGCUUGUUUGGACCCUGAUGUAAUAAAUCUUCUCCCAAAACCCUUAAAAAAGAAGGCUCAGGAGCAAAAAAAGAUGAUCCAAGAGCUGUUCAGAUCUUCCAAAGCUUUCUUCUCUUCCCUGCAGCCUUUAUUUGCUGAGAACACAGGAACUAUUUUUAAUUACAGUGCUUUGGAGUGGGCUUGGUGCACUAUAAAUACCAGGACAAUCUACAUGGAACACCCACACAGGGAAUGUUUUUCCCUGGAGCCAGAUGUUUAUGCAUUGGCACCAUAUUUAGAUUUGCUAAACCACAGCCCAAAUGUUCAGGUCAAGGCUGCGUUUAAUGAGCAGACGAGGAGCUACGAAAUUUGGACAAAUUCACAGUGCAGAAAAUCCCAGGAGGUUUUUAUCUGCUAUGGACCUCAUGAUAAUCAGAGGCUGCUGCUGGAAUAUGGAUUUGUUGCCAUGGACAAUCCUCACAGCAGUGUUUAUGUCUCACCAGAUACUCUCCUCAAAUAUUUCUCACCACUGGACAAACAGAUAAAAGCCAAAGUUUCCAUUUUAAAAGAUCAUGAUUACCUAGAGAACCUGAGCUUUGGAUGGGAGGGACCCUCCUGGAGACUCCUCACAGCCCUCAAGGUGCUGAGUCUGGGAGCAGAGCAAUUUCCCUGCUGGAGGAGGAUCCUGCUUGGUGAUGUCCCUUCAGCCAGGAAUGAACAGCAGGCUUUGGGUACAGCAGCAAAAAUUUGUCACUUUUUAAUAGAGGAGACCCAGCAUGUCCUUCUCCAGAUUUCCCAGCUGAAAAGGGACAAAGAGAACCUCCAACCCCAGCUGGCUUUGGUGGAAAUGCUGCGCUCAGAAGACCUCAGGAUCCUUCAAAAAUCAGCUGAGAUCCUUUGCAACUUGAAUUCAGCAACAACUUGAGCUCCCUGGAGCUGUCAUUGGUCAGGGAUUAUUGCCAGAUUAGCACUCUUAAUGGACCUGAGCAGCAAAGAAUAAUUUCAAAAUUCAAAAUUUUGUUCUUUUGCUGAUCUUCAGAAGGUUCUGCUGAAGUGGAGAACUCGAGCUCCUUGGUUUGGAAAAAAGAGAAUUUUUUUAAAGGCAUUUCAGGGCAGGACCCUUAUUUAAACUGCAGAAAUUUCAUUUGGAAUUGUCAUUCUCUUGUGCUUAUUUUCCAUGAUGUAAUUUUAAAGAGUGUUUAUUUUUGUAAAUAUAUUACUUCAUUUUCUACAAGAUUUCUCUGUUUUAUUUUUCUAAAAUCCUUUCUGGAGCUGGAACUCUAUUUCUUAUAUCCUUGAAGCCAAUUUACCUUCAGAUUUGCCUAAAUCAUGUUUUUUAAAUCACUUGCCACCAUAUUUUACACUGUAAAGUCCUGAUCAGUUUAGAUUGGCUAUUAGGAAUUGUUUUUUCAUGUGAAACAUUGGAACAGGAUACCCAGGGAAGAGCCACCCACCCCUGGGAAUGUUCAAAAAUGAGGAUGUGGCACUGGAGGACUUGGUUUGAUGGUGACCAUGGGGUGAUGGUUGGACUUUGAGCUUUUCCAGCCUUGAGGAUUCUGGAAUUUUCUGUCUCUGAAGUCAGAGAUCCUGAGACCCCUUUGGAUUUGGGAAUUCUCACCAGUUUUCCCCCAGCUCCUCCUGUGCCUCUGUGACUGUUUGACCUUCCUUUAAUAAACCCUUUCCAUUCUCCAGGACCAGCUGUGUUUCUGAAUUGAUCAUUUUAUCACAAAAUGGUGCCAGAGUUAAAGGAGAGAAGGAUGUUUGGCUGGCUCAUUUCUCUUUUUUCCUGAGGAUGGUUAUUUUAAGAGCAGCUCCUGUACAGUGUGUCUGGUGAGGUGAAUAUGAGUUUGACAGAAGUUAAUUUGCUUUUGCUGAGGGCUCCACAUUUAUUCCAGGUGGUUUGGAUGUGAGCUCUGCUCCUGGAACUCCUGCACACCCUCCAGGGAGAGCAGGAAAGGGGUCUGGAAGUGCAGGAAAGAAGGCAGUUUAUGUGGAUAUAUAAAAAUAAACCUUUACAUUUAAGCU
This is a messenger RNA of Catharus ustulatus (Swainson's thrush), 2557 nucleotides long. It is a transcript of the gene SETD4, whose product is annotated as SET domain containing 4. NCBI's taxonomy places the organism in Eukaryota, Metazoa, Chordata, Aves, Passeriformes, Turdidae. The transcript has 11 exons. Bases 138 to 1457 code for a protein of 439 amino acids. Gene Ontology annotation, molecular function: histone H3K4 methyltransferase activity; histone H3K36 methyltransferase activity; transcription coactivator activity. The record is from RefSeq and is a predicted model, not a curated record. Gene Ontology annotation, biological process: peptidyl-lysine dimethylation; peptidyl-lysine monomethylation; peptidyl-lysine trimethylation.